AUGACAUACAAACUUAGUUCCACCUUAUCAGGCCACGAGCAAGAUGUUAGGGGCUUGGCAAACUCAACCAUUGGAGACGAGCCCAUACUUGUAUCAGUGCUGAGAGACUCGACAACAAGAGUAUGGAAUCAUGUAAAUACGUCACUGGAAACCGACUCAAGAAUACUUUUCCAUUCACCAACCAAAUCUUUUAUCAAUUCAGUUUCAAUUGUCAAAUUGGAACAAUCGGGCGAAGAAUUAGUUGCUAGUGGAGGACAAGAUGCCAUGAUAUAUUUGAGUGAUCUAUACCAGCAAGGAGUCCAAGAAGGAGAAGCUGUCAAUUUCGACCAGGAUGGGAAAUACCAAUUGAUUGGACACGAAGGAAAUGUAUGCGCCAUGAAUUUUGCUCAUGAUGAAUUUAUUUCUAGCUCAUGGGAUGGAACUGCAAUAGUAUGGAAUUUACAAGAAUUUGUUCCCAAAUUUGUCCUUGGGGGCCAUGAUUCAUCAGUAUGGGAUUGUAAAAUUGUCAACAACAAGAAUCAAUAUUUGACGGCAUCCGCUGACAAAUCAAUCAGACUAUGGCAAGGAGACCAUGAAAUCCAAAAGUUUUUGGGACAUACUGAUGUCGUUCGAAAAUUGUUGGUUUUACCCGGUGGUGAACGGUUUGUAUCUAGUGCUAAUGAUGGUACUAUCAAGAUAUGGGACUUGCAGACGGGUAGGAUAUUGAAGACACUAUUUGGCCAUGACUCAUUUGUUUACGAUUUGGCAUUGUUGCCCAAUGGCAAUCUAGUAUCUACUGGUGAAGAUAGAACCGUCAGAAUUUGGGAUUUAUCAAAGGGUGAACAAGCAGUGCAAGUGAUUACUUUACCAUGUAUUUCAGUGUGGUGCGUGACUAUGUUGCCAAAUGGAGAUUUUGCCGUUGGUGGAUCCGAUAACCAAAUCCGGGUCUUUACUCAAGAUCCAGCGCGAGUAGCUCCACAAGAUGAAUUGAAAGCAUUUACUGAAGCAGUGCAAUCAUCAUCAAUAUCGGAACAAUCAUUGGAUGAUUUGAAGAAAACCGAUAUACCGGGUAUCGAGGCGUUAUCUAAGCCGGGGAAACAAGAAGGGUCAACCAUAAUGGUCAAGACUGCGGAUGGCACCAUUGAAGCUCACCAAUGGUCUGGCGGAGAAUGGCAUAAAAUUGGUGAUGUUGUUGGGGGAGCAAGCUCAACAAAGAAGCAAACGUACGAGGGACAAGAAUAUGAUUAUGUGUUUGAUGUCGAUAUUAAGGACGGUGAACCACCACUAAAAUUGCCCUACAAUUUGAAUCAGAAUCCCUACACGGUGGCAGAAAAGUUUUUAGCUGAUAAUGAGUUGCCAUCGUCUUAUACUGACGAAGUAGUGUGGUUUUUGGAGACGAAUACAGCGGGGGCAAAGUUGAGUGAAGGAACUACCGAAAACAACCAAGCCCAGCUGCCAGCAUUGGCUAAUGAUCCGUAUUCUGAUGCUUAUGCGAGACAACAUAGUUCAGGAGAGCAGCCUCAAGUUGCAACGUCGAUUAUACCAGAGACUCAAUUUAUUUCGUAUAAAGAAUUCAAAAAGGAUACCAUACUCAAUGGAUUGAAAAAGUUAAACCAGUCACAGGAAACUAGUCAAUUCACCGAGGAGGAGAUAUCAACUAUUCUGGGCUUAAUUUCUAAUUUAUCUUCAGGUGAUGCUGUUGAAUUGAUUUUGAACUAUGCCACUAAGAUCAUUUCAUCUUGGAAUACAUCAUCGAAAUUGAUUGGAUUUGAUUUGAUUCGAAUUGCUCUUGGCAAAAUUACCGCUCACGAUUUCCUUGGCCAGGAGUCCGUUGCCCAAACAGUGUCCAAUCUGAUUGAAUCUGGGUUGGAAAUUAUCGAUUCUUCCAAUGCAACCUUGUUCAUGAUGAUUAUGAAAGUGUUGGCCAAUUUCAUUGGUGGAGCUGGAUUCAUUCAAGCCUAUAUUGACCCAUUCGAGGGUGACUCAACUCGGUAUAUCUACAAUGCCACAUUCCAAAAGAUCUUGCACGAAAUUGGACAAAAGGCCACAGCAUUGGAUUCGUCAGCCAAGCUUUACGCCGCAGCAAUUACAGCACUAGCUUCUUUUGUUUAUGAUUUAUCAACGGUUCAAAUCAAGACAACUGGAUUAAACAGCCACUCUGAGACUUCGGCUGCUCCCGUAUUGGACCUAGUGGCGAAAAUAGGUGAUACCGUGGUGAAAUCUUCAGGCGAGGCCGGGUAUAGAUUGGCCAUUGCUUAUGGAAAUUUCAAGUACAUUAAGGCUUACCCAACAAAUGCACCACCGCUGCAAUGGUUGAAUAAAUGGAAUGAGCUAUACGCGUCAAAGGAACAGAGGUUUAAUGAUUUAGCUCGUGACUUGACACUAUUAUAG
Molecule: messenger RNA, 2370 nt
Organism: Lodderomyces margitis
Lineage: Eukaryota; Fungi; Ascomycota; Pichiomycetes; Serinales; Debaryomycetaceae
Gene: DOA1
Product: Doa1p
Exons: 1
Coding region: 1-2370 (789 amino acids)
Biological process (GO): ubiquitin recycling; proteasome-mediated ubiquitin-dependent protein catabolic process
Cellular component (GO): cytoplasm; nucleus
Molecular function (GO): ubiquitin binding
Source: RefSeq, a predicted model, not a curated record